UCAAUGGGUGCUUGAUGGUCGGCAGGGACUGGGUGGGCCGAAGGGCCUGUUUCAGCGAGGGAGGGAGGGAAUGGCAUCCGUUGCCCUUGAGAUUGUGGGUCUCCUGCUGUCGGUGAGCGGGCUGGUCUGCGCUCUCCUGAGCUGCGCGCUGCCCCUGUGGAAGGUGCCGGCUUUCCAAGGGGGGAACAUGGUGACAGCUCUGCAGACGUGGGAGGGCCUGUGGAUGGACUGCGUCUGGCAGAGCACCGGCGAGCUGGUCUGCAGUACCUUCGACUCCGUCCUGAUCCUGAGCGGGCAGCUGCAGGCGGCCAGGGCGCUGACAACCACAGCGGCCGCGCUGGCGGCUGUGGGCAUCCUGCUGACCAUCCCCGGCGCCGGCUGGACCACGCUCAUCCGCUGGCUGACCUGCAAGGUCCGCAUCACCUCGGCCGCCGGCUUCAUCUUCCUGCUGACCGGUGUCCUGCAGCUCGUCCCCGUCUCCACCACUGCCAGCGGCAUCGUCAGUGACUUCUACAGCGAGUCCACCCCCGAGCAGGCCAAGAAAGAACUGGGACCUUCCUUAUACCUCGGCAUGGCCGCCGGGAUCCUCUUCAUCGCCGGCGGUUGCUCCUUGUGGGUCUCCUGUUACAUGCGGAGAGGACAAGACACGUGUCCAGUGCUUUACACCCCAGGUCACGCAGACGCCAUUCAAAGCCAGUAUGUCUAGGGAAUGGCUCGGAGAUCGGAAGGGACGGGUAACAGAGGCUUCGACACCCUCUGUUGUAAAACUCGUUAGAAUCGCGCUCUGCUUUAUUUUAAUUUGCAAAUGUUCCUUUAGUAACAACAAUGGAAUUAAUGUGGGAUUAAUGUAAGUGGGAGGUUUAUGGCCGUAGAGUCACACAGCCAAUUUGCCCAUGCCGACUCUGUUGCCCAGUGAGCGAGUCCCAUCUGCCCACGUUUGGCCCACUUGCCCUCUUUGGUCGUUGCGCCGAAGAGCCUGUUUCUCUCUCUCUCUCUAUGACUCUAACGGGUCAUUUUUAUAACUGGACAAUAAUCAAAACGUGAUCUUGACGAUUUCAGUCCAUCGAUCCCAUCCCUAAUUUUUCCUGUAGCCUAUUAGAACAUCGAACAUUGCAGGACAGUACGGGCCCUUCGGCCCACGAUGUUGUGCCGACCUCUUAAACUACUCUAAGAUCUAUCUAACCCUUCCCUCCCACAUAGCCCUCUAUCAUCCAUGUGGCUAUCUAAUAGUCUCUUAAAUGUCCCUAAUGUAUCUGCCUCUAUCAGCACCCCUGACAGCGCGUUCCACGCACCCACCACUCUCUGUGUAAAAAACUUAACCCUGACAUCCCCCUUAUACCUUCCUCCAAUCACCUUAAAAUUAUGUUCCCUCGUGUUAGCCAUUGUCGCCCUGGGAAAAAGUCUCUGACUGUCCACUCGAUCUAUGCCUCUUAUCAUCUUGUACACCUCCAUCGAGUCAUCCUCCUCUCCAAAGAGAAAAGCCCUAAAUCGCUCAACCUAUGCUCAUAAUGACUUGUGGUUGCCUUUAAUAUUGUAUUACCCAUCAGCAGAAAGAUCCGAUGAGAAUCCGUACUACACUAGAGUGGGAAAUAUGAGGGUGGCUGAUCAAGUAAAAGAGGGAGGAAGGAAGCUCACAGAUUAGGGCUCACCAGCAUUCAACAACUGGGGAAGGAAGGUGAGAACACAGGUAAGGCUGGAACUGGAAGAGGUCCAAGACCUCAAAGGGUUGUAGGGCUGAGCUGGUCACAGAGAAAUGAUUAUUUUUUAAAAAUGUGGCUUUGAUGGACUGGGGGAAAAUAAAAUAGUUAGAAAAUCUGGGACUGUAGUUUUUAUGUCAAGCAUGACACCAAAGGCCUGAGCUGGUCAUUGGUCACCAUGAUGACAAAGAUACUAUAUUGUUGUAAAAACCCACCUGGUUCAUCAGAAAUCUGCCAACCUUACCUGGCUGGACUUAAUGUGACUCCAGAUCCACCAAUGUGUGUUUGACUGUGAUGUAGAACGUCCUUCUGAAAGGGCCUGGCAAGUCCUUCAGUACAAGGGAACUUGCAGUGGGUAGUGAAUGCCAGUACUGCCCAGAUCCUGACAACAGAAUAAAUAACACAGCGAGGUGCUGUGUGUCGAUAGGUGACAGCUGAGCCCGAGAUCCUUCAGGCUGGAGACUCGAGUAGAACCUGGGGCUUGUGUAUUUUCAAUAUUGGGUAUGCAUGGGAAUAGGUAGCUUUAGGAGCAGGGGUUGGCUUGGGAGGAGAUCGUGAUAAUAUUUGGGCUCUCAACACAUGCGUAUGUGAAGAAGUUCAGCUAAACAGGAAUUUUGGCAAAAGCACGUCUGCAUUAUUUUAAAAUAAAUGAGCAAGAUUUUCUUUUACACGUUAAGUGGUUAGGGUUUGGAAUGCACUCCUAGGGAGAAGCAGAGGCAGAUAGAUUAAGUAGCAGAAAGAAAUAGCAAGGUUAUGGGAGAGAGCGGGGAAAUAAGACAAACUGGAUUGCUCUCACACUGAGCCAGUAUAGACUUGAUGAGCUGAAUGGCCUCCUGCUGUGCUGUAACCAUUUUGUGAAAUAUUUAAUCUCGACACAUAAUCUUUAAUUCUGAAAACUGUUGUUUAAUCAAUGCAAUCAAUGGAAAUAAAUUAAACUAAAUGUAUUCCAACAAAGAAAAGAUGUCUCACUGAUGUUGUGUUUGACCAUCUCAUUCUUAAACCAUUGCUACUACGGGAGCAGGUAGAUUCCUUCAUCAAGGUUUUGCCUUCGCCACAGUAUCCCCACCCUACCCUUAUGUUGUGGCUGUUGAACUAAAUGCCGAUUGUUUGAGAAAGGAAGUACACUCCCAACGAUUCUACCGCAGUGGAGUUUUGUUUUCAUGACCCAGAGUUAACCUCCAAGUCCAAGUGCACACAAACAAAUCUAACUGGUGACUAUUGUAUGUAAAGUUUCUUUAAAAUGGAACCCAAUGUUUGGAUCUGAUUUAAGAAUAUUCUGAAUAUAUUACUAUACAUUCCUUGUAAGGAAAUUCAGCAUGUCCUCGAUGACCCUCACCAAUUUUUACAGAUGCACCAUAGGAUGCAUCCUAUCCAGAUGCAUCACAGCUUGGUGAGGCAACUGCUCAGGAAAUUGCAGAGAGUUGUGAACACAGCCCAGGCUAUCACGAAAACCAGACACCCCUCCAUUGAGUCUGCACUUCCUGCUGCCUCAGGAAAGUGGCCAACAUAAUCAAGGACCGGACAUUCUCUCUUCUCCUCCCCAUCCAUUGGGCAGAAGAUACAAAAGCUUGAGAACACGUACCACCAGGCUCAGGGACAGCUUCUAUCCCACUGUUAUCUGAUUCUUGAAUGGACCUCUUGUACAAUAAGAUGAAAUCUUGAUCUCUCAGUCUUCCUCAUCAUGGUCCUUUGCACCUUAUUGUCUACCUGCACCGCACUUUCUCUGUAACUGUAGCACAAUAUUCUGCUUUCUGCUAUUGUCUUUUCCUUUGGUACUACCUUGAAUGUAUUGAUGUUUGGAAUGACCUGCCUGGAUGGCAGGCAAACAAAAGACUUUACUGUA
Messenger RNA from Pristis pectinata (smalltooth sawfish), 3540 nucleotides. RefSeq names its product claudin-3-like. Gene Ontology annotation, cellular component: bicellular tight junction; plasma membrane. Gene Ontology annotation, molecular function: structural molecule activity. Lineage: Eukaryota; Metazoa; Chordata; Chondrichthyes; Rhinopristiformes; Pristidae. Gene Ontology annotation, biological process: cell adhesion; bicellular tight junction assembly. The record is from RefSeq and is a predicted model, not a curated record. The transcript has a single exon. The coding region runs from base 71 to 706 and encodes 211 amino acids.